AUGAAAUCUGCACAUAUCCUUCUAUCAGUUUUUGGCACAGUCGCUGCAGCGCAUGAGAAAAGAACAGACGGUGGAACAGGCGGUGGAACGGGCGGUGGAAAGGACACACAUGGCGAUGGCCCUUCUGCCUCUGAGCUCCUCGAUGACAGGCUUGGGCGUCUAUGCCUCUUAGUUGGGGGAUGCAUUCUCGCGUUCUUCCUAAUCUGGCACAAUGCCAUUCGAUUUUCAAACCAUAUACAUCCUUACUGGGCCUGGCUGAAGAAAUCUGUCGUCUAUGCUCCUCUAUUUCGAACACGACAUAACCGAGAAUUCCGUCUUUCUGCUGCCGUCAACGUUGGAACUCUUCCUACCCGAUUCCAAACUUUCCUCCUUUUGGGGAUCAUUGCUAUGAACGCAACCCUCUGCUCUAUCGACAUCCCAUAUUCAUCAGCCGAAACGACUGUUCUUGGUGUCAUCAGAAACCGCUCGGGCACCCUGGCCGUGGUUAAUUUGAUUCCACUCGUUGUCAUGGGGGGAAGAAAUAACCCUUUCAUCAAACUGCUCAACGUGUCUUUCGAUACAUGGAAUCUUCUACACCGUUGGUUUGCGCGGAUCGUGGUUUUGGAGGCUCUGACCCACGUCAUUGCGUGGAUGAUAAACAAAGUCCAUACAAAGGGCUGGGACGCUGUUACAGAAUCUUUCAAAGGCCAAUUCAUCAUGACUGGUCUAAUUGCCAUGGUUGCUUUCCUGCUACUAGCACUGCACUCACCUUCUGCGAUUCGACAUGCUUUCUAUGAGACCUUCCUGCAUCUCCACAUCUUAUUUGUGGCCGCAGCUUUGGGCUUUUUGUGUGUGCACUUAAAGUCAAAAGCUGCGCGGAAAUAUCUCUAUGCAGCCAUCGCCCUCUGGGUAGCCGAACGUUUCACCCGUCUUGCUCUCCUCCUGUACCGGAACAUCGGUAAGAAAACGAGCACAACGGCUGAUGUUGAAGUUCUACCUGGAGAGGCACUCCGCAUCACGUUGAAACUCGUACGGCCAUGGAAAUUCAAGCCCGGGCAGCACCUUUAUCUCUAUGUGCCAUCCGUUGGUUUCUGGAUGUCUCAUCCUUUCACUGCUGCGUGGAGCGAGGCAGUAGAUGAUCUUACCGAUGAGAAGGGCCUUGUCAGAUCUCGCCAGGAUGUUCUCAGUGCACAGAAGACAAGCAUCUCUUUGGUUAUCCGUCGAAGAACUGGAUUCACAAACUCUUUAUUCGAAAAGGCCAGCGCAACUAGGGACGGUCGUAUCUCACUCAAGGCAAUGGUGGAGGGCCCCUAUGGAGUUGACCACUCCCUAGACUCGUACGGGACGGUUAUGUUGUUCGCGGCUGGUGUUGGCAUCACACACCAUGUGUCCUUUGUCCGUUAUCUUGUUGGAGGCUAUGCAGCGGGUACAGUUUCUGCUCGAAGGGUUACCUUAGUGUGGAUCAUCCAAUCACCAGAGCACCUUGAAUGGAUCCGCCCAUGGAUGAACAGCAUCUUGUCUAUGGAAGGGCGCCGCGAUGUUCUUCGAAUCUUGCUUUUCAUCACUCGACCACGCAACACACGCGAGAUUCACAGCCCCAGCUCAACCGUGCAGAUGUUCCCUGGCAAACCGAAUAUUCCAACACUUGUCGAUGCCGAAGUAGAAAACCAAGUAGGGGCUAUGGGUGUACUUGUGUGUGGCACGGGUAGCUUGAGCGAUGAUGUCCGACGAGUAUGCCGCACGAGGCAAUCCGGGAGCCAUAUUGAUUUCUUGGAGGAAAGUUUCUCGUGGUAGCAGCUUUCUCUCCCUCCCUCACCCUUUUUUCUUCUUCUUUGUAACUCCUUGCGCUUUUUUUGUGUACAGCUCGCGCUGAUUCCUUACCUGCACCUUCGCUUGCUCUUGGCCACUUCCCUUAACACUCUUUUCCGAAAGGAAUAAGAGAUCCAGAGAGUCGGCACUUCUCAUGUCUAUAGUUAUACAUACAUACACCCAUUCAUCCAUCCUUACCUCCCUCCUUCUCACACUUCAAACCUACUCUCCACCAGCCCUCUGCGCAAUUUGUGAAAAUUCAAUAACCACCCACAAUCGUUGUAUUUACUCCGUCUUUCAAACGGACGGAAACACACCAACACGGUUAAAACCCGGCCUCAAUGUGUUCAUACGACAAAUAUGUGCACGCGAAAAGCGCUUUUUAUCCUUUGUUAUUUGCUCGCGUGCCUUUAUUCUUCUUGUUUAUGUAUUUCGAGAAGAGGAAGUGGAGAACAGCCCCGCCUCCCCUUCUUCGGUUUAUUAUAUAUGUUUUGUAUUUAUUCUUUUUUUCUCUUUACAAUGUACGUAUUUGAAACGGGAUAAAAUUAUAUAUUUUUGUAUGGUUGUUUGAAAUUUAUAUAUACUUUCACCUGCUC
This is a messenger RNA of Histoplasma capsulatum G186AR, 2384 nucleotides long. RefSeq lists its product as uncharacterized. Lineage: Eukaryota; Fungi; Ascomycota; Eurotiomycetes; Onygenales; Ajellomycetaceae. The record is from RefSeq and is a predicted model, not a curated record. The coding region runs from base 1 to 1773 and encodes 590 amino acids. Gene Ontology annotation, cellular component: plasma membrane. Gene Ontology annotation, molecular function: ferric-chelate reductase activity. Gene Ontology annotation, biological process: copper ion import; intracellular iron ion homeostasis; iron ion transport. The transcript is spliced from 5 exons.